CUUGUUCUCAUCUUCCUCUUCGCAUUCCUUUGGUUUUGUGGACCAUCGCAGUCCCCUGGCGGGUUAUGAUGUUAUCUGCUGACCAGGAAGACACUUUGUUCACUUUCACCGAGAUUCUGUGUCAGACCAUUGGCUAUGGCGUUUUCAUCGCAAUCAUCCCUAUGUCGACCCAUGUUCUGGUCAAACAAGGCAUGAACGUCCGGUCCAACAUCAUCAUGCUUGCCAUCACGCUGGGCAUAUUCGCUUUCUCGACUGCAUACUGGGCGGUUUCCGUCGCUUCUCUCGUCUCGAAGAUAACACAGGAACACGUACAUAGAAACACGGUCAUUCGACAGAUCUUUAAUGCUGUUGUACUCACUAACUAUCUCUUCGCAGAUGGCGUUGUUGUGUGGCGGAUGCGAGUUCUGUGCGCUACCCGUUUCUCGAAAAAGAUCUUGAUGAUCCCAUCCGUCAUGCUUGGUUUCACGACACUGUCUGUUUCGACGACCAUCAUACUCCGUAGCGCGAUUGCGGCGGCUCCAAAUAACGCAGUCCCUCGCCAUGGGCCUCUCGCCACCAUUCUCGACGUCAACCAAAUCGUCAAUUUAGGGUUCUCGCUCAUCACAAACGUUACCGCCACUUCGAUGAUCGGCAUCUGGGCAUGGCAAUAUCGACGAUCAAUUCGCGUCAACCUGCAAUCGUCUAGAAGUACACAAGUUGAACGUAUCCUAGUCUUACUCGCCGAAUCAGGGCUUGUGUAUUGCGUCUCAUCCGCUGUUGUACUUGCCGGAUCCUUCAUCCAUGUACCAGGUGGAACGCUGGGUGACAUUUAUACGGGCAUACAUGCCCAGAUUGCUGGAAUGUAUCCAGCACUAGUCAUGAUCCUCGUAAACACCCAACGCACCUCAAAAGCUCUAACAUCCAUCUCCCGCUCUGACCCUACCAUGAACGCCAACGCCAACCGAAGUGCCAACCUCAAUAAAACCGAGACCCUUGGUAGCAUGCAUUUCAACGCCAACCAUGCUGCUACGAACCAUGGUCAGCGGGGAACGAUCGGCUUGGUAUCGCGACAGACCAGAGAUAGCGGGAUGUUCAAUGUGACUAUUGAUAUAGCGAGUCGUGGGCCGGAGGAGACGUUCAGUACGGUGCAUGAGGAUUUGGAAGCGGGAAUGGGGAUGGAGAGGGGUAGGAGUAGAUCCCGAGAAGACGGUAGGAGGGAUACGUAUGAGGAUGAUAGAAUAAGGGCGAAGGAGGGGAUGGUCUGA
Stereum hirsutum FP-91666 SS1 is the source of this 1244-nucleotide messenger RNA. RefSeq lists its product as uncharacterized. NCBI's taxonomy places the organism in Eukaryota, Fungi, Basidiomycota, Agaricomycetes, Russulales, Stereaceae. The record is from RefSeq and is a predicted model, not a curated record. The transcript is spliced from 8 exons. Bases 66 to 1244 code for a protein of 392 amino acids.